AUUUCCCUCCUCUUCGUUCGUCUGCAAGCGUAUUGGAAAAAACAGCACACAAGCCGUUUCCGGUUUCAAACCGGAAGUCGGAAGCGCUUCGGCGAUUGGGGAUUCCCUCUGUUCUUCUUCACCCCCCCCUUCGGCUUCUCUCGCAGAUACUGAUGCAGAACCCUGAGAACCAACCCUGUGAGAUGUUUCGCUUGAACCAGAGGUAGAAGAGUCAGCUGCGGAAAGUAACAGAUAAAUUCAUGUGUCCUCCUCAAAAAAUGGAGAAAUUCAGAGACAAGACUGUAGAUGAACUAAAAGAGCUGCAACAGAAUUUGGAGGAGAUUGAGCAUUUGGCACUGGAGUCUGAUGAGGUCCAGGAUGCACAGCUGCAAAGGGAGAUGGCGCUGGCCACAAAUCGGAGCCUAGCGGAGCAGAACUUGAAGUUCCAAGAACCCCUAGAAACAGGACGUGCAAACCUCUCUGACAAAUACCAGGAUCUGCAAAAGCUGGUGGAGCGAUGCCAGGAGCAGAAGGCAAAACUGGAGAAAUUCUCAGCAGUGAUGCAGCCCGGCACCCUGUUAAAUCUUCUGCAAGUAGAAGGACAGAAAAUUGAAGAAGAGUCUGAGAUAAUGGCUGAAAAGUUCUUGGAAGGUGAAGUGCCUCUGGAGACAUUCCUUGAGCAGUUUUCCUCAAUGAGGAAGUUGUCCCAUCUACGGCGGGUGAAAGUGGAGAAACUUCAGGAGGUGCUGAGGAAACCUCAGUCUUCACAAGAGCAAGCCAGGGGCCCUGAGUUCAACCACCAGCACCCAUCCCAUGUACCCUCUGGGCCUGCAAACCAGCAGCCACGGAAUGGCCCAGCUGGGGGCCCACCCUUUCCUUUACCUUACAGUGUAGCUCCUUGUAUGCCUACUGGCCCCUCAGCUCAUGGAGCUCUCCAACCAGCUCCUUUUCCAGGAAUGCCUGUUAUAAUGGGACAUGUUAGCUCCUCUCAGCCAAGUAUCCCACCCUCAUUUCCUUAUAACCCACCCUCAGGUCCUGGAUACCCACCUGCCUCUUCUGGUGGCUCAGUAUCCCGAUCUCAGACAGCCGACUCCUCUUCAUCUUCCAGGUACACUUGGUCUCCAUCUAGAGCACCUCCUCCUGGACCAACAUACCCCCAGCCCCCUCCUGGACCAAGAUACCCACAACUUCCUCCAUCUACACAACCAGGGUUCCCUCAGCCUCAGCAGCCUCCAUAUUUUCCACCGGGGGGAAAUCCACAGUGCCCAUAUCCCCCCCAGCCUCCAGUGCCUAGCUUCCCCAUUACUUCCCAGCCUCCAUAUCCCACAGGCCCUUCCUUUGGGUAUCCACCACCAUCACUGCCCCCUCGGGGCCCUUCUUGGCCAGGAUACUAGUUGGAGUUCCCAGAGGGUAUUCUUUGUUGUCCUUUUCUACAUAGUAACCUGAGAAAUUUGAUUCUUGCUAGCUAUUGGAGCCCAAGCUGCAAGCUUGGGAGUGUCAUCUGGAGAGACAAACUUCUGUAAGCAUUAUACUAAUGGCACGCAUGAUUUGAUGCUAUAGGAAUGGAAGAGGAAUGUUUCUGAUGGAGAGUUUAGCUCAUGAAUAUCAGCAUGCAUUGACUAUGGGCCGCCUUCAGUGGCCAGCUAUACUGUCCAAUCGAUGAGUCAAAGCCAUAGUAUAACAUACAUUUACUGGCCCAGAUUCUUAGCUGAUGUAAACUGGCAUUGUUACAAUUGAAUCACUUCAGUCAUAUUUAUUGACAGCUGCUUGGAUCUGGCCCUGCGUGUGUGCGUGUGUGUAGUUUUUUUAUUCUAGUAUGUUCAGAUUAUAUAUAAAAAGGAUUCUAUACACUUAUAUUUCCACAGAACUCAUGUGAGUGAUAGGGAGAAAUUGUCAAGCAUUUUUGACUGAAAACACAUACUUUGCAGGGAAGGAGGAAAUAUGUGUUUUUCUUGGCACUAAAAAAAUACUAGAAAAGAAGUCCUUGAUAUGUCUCAGAAUAGCUAACAAAACAGAGAAGCAAACCAUGUCUGUCCUGCUCUCUGCUCCUAUUAUGUGUCCAUCCAUCUGUCCAUGCUGGACAUUUCCUUAGAGCAUAGUUGUCUUGCAUGUACUUCCUAUUAGUGUAUUGCCACCAUUUCUAGGCAUCUCAUGGCUUAUUUUAUUUACACCAUCCCCACUGAACAUAUACACAGAGGGUACAUAAUUUUAGGUGUGUGGAAGAUGUGAAGGAUAGAGAAUCUUGGAACUGUUUGUUGAAGGCGGGACAGGAGGGUUGACAUACAGAAAGCCAGAUAACUAUGCAUUUUUAUACAAGGGAGCAAUGGACAAAAUAACAACAUCCCUAUUUCCAUUGAGGAGUGUGGUAUGCUUCACUGAAGAUCGUAAACAUCACGACUGCCAACAGAUUCUGCUCUUUUUUGCUAAUGAUGUCUGAGUGUAAUGGGCGGAACUUUAACAAUUGAUACAAAGAAGCAGUGGCUACCAAUGGAGAGAACAGAGGGACACUAAUGGAAAUCAAAUUGGCUUUGCUAAGCACUUUAUCCUCUUGCUUGCCUGUAAUUUAUUUAUGGAAAAAAUAGACUACUAAUAGACUAGACCAGGUUGAAUGCUUUUGGAAUUUGAUGGAAGCAAUUCCAUAUCUGUGAUUAAUUAUGGUAAUAAAACUUGAUGAAUUGCAAACAGGUUCAUGAUUAUGACUUUGGAAAUGAAGUGGUGGCUAGUUGAAAUUUGUUAUUGAUCCUUUUUUCUUGCUUGCUAAACACCUUCCCCUUGACUUACCUUGAUUUGUGUCAGUAAGACCUUUCACUUGUCAUCUCACAAAGUCAUGGACUUUUAAUACUAUCUGACCUCCCUCCCCUGUCUGUACCCUACUUAAGAGAUCCAUUUGUGCAACUUUCCUCCCCAUGGACCAAUAAACACUACCCUUCUCAGCA
Hemicordylus capensis (graceful crag lizard) is the source of this 2915-nucleotide messenger RNA. RefSeq names its product VPS37C subunit of ESCRT-I (gene VPS37C). Bases 240 to 1373 code for a protein of 377 amino acids. The transcript is spliced from 6 exons. The record is from RefSeq and is a predicted model, not a curated record. Gene Ontology annotation, cellular component: ESCRT I complex. NCBI's taxonomy places the organism in Eukaryota, Metazoa, Chordata, Lepidosauria, Squamata, Cordylidae. Gene Ontology annotation, biological process: protein targeting to vacuole; ubiquitin-dependent protein catabolic process via the multivesicular body sorting pathway; protein targeting to membrane.